Cyphellophora europaea CBS 101466 is the source of this 534-nucleotide messenger RNA. RefSeq lists its product as uncharacterized. The annotation marks the transcript as partial. NCBI's taxonomy places the organism in Eukaryota, Fungi, Ascomycota, Eurotiomycetes, Chaetothyriales, Cyphellophoraceae. The transcript has a single exon. Gene Ontology annotation, molecular function: holo-[acyl-carrier-protein] synthase activity; magnesium ion binding. The record is from RefSeq and is a predicted model, not a curated record. Gene Ontology annotation, biological process: fatty acid biosynthetic process.
AUGAGACUGGGGUUCAAGGGCAAUCUCGUCAUCGGCACAGACAUCACCAACAUUCGUCGAUUCUUAGAUCCUGAUAAGCCUGACUGGCGAAGGUUGAAAAGAUUUGCUCGGCACUUUCUUCUGAAGGACGAGCUGGUUGCUAUUGAGACGAGGUUUCCCUCUUUCCAACUACGCCUUGACAACGAGAAUGAGAGGGUGCCGGAAUUGUCUUCUCACCAGUGCGCCCAAGUAAGCAGAGCGGUUGCUGGCCGCUGGGCUGCAAAAGAGGCAGCAAAGAAAGCCUGGGGUGCCCAUUUGAUCCACUGGAAGGCUUUGAGGGUUUUCCAUACGACAACCUUUGAACCUGUAAUCGUCUGCUUCACUGGCGAUUCGCAGACCUCGGAGAGUGAUAAGAUAACAGAGCAGCAAGGUGAACUCACGAUCGCGCAUGACGGCGACUACGCAACGGCCACCGUUCUGGCCAACAAGUUGCAUGCCGACUUAAUCGCCGAGUUCGUGAAAAUAAAGCGCGAGGCGAAGUCACGCCUCCAGGCU